Molecule: messenger RNA, 1497 nt
Organism: Salvia miltiorrhiza (redroot sage)
Lineage: Eukaryota; Viridiplantae; Streptophyta; Magnoliopsida; Lamiales; Lamiaceae
Product: putative disease resistance protein RGA4
Exons: 2
Coding region: 1-1497 (498 amino acids)
Biological process (GO): defense response to other organism
Molecular function (GO): ADP binding
Source: RefSeq, a predicted model, not a curated record
AUGGAAGGAGAAGCUGCUGCCGCCGUUCUUCAAGUUCUAGUUCAAAACCUCGUCGACCUUUGCAAGAAAGAGAUCUCUCAGAUCCGAGGUGUCCGCAAAGAUGCAGAAAAGCUAGCUGGGAGUCUCGACAUGAUCAAAAAAUUCUUGAACGAUGCCGAGAAGCGUGACAUCACCGGCGAAGCUGUCAAGGGUUGGCUGGAGAAGCUUGAAGACGUAGCUUUUGAUGCUGACAAUGUUUUGGAUGAAAUCAACUAUCAUAAUCUCUCCAAACAGAUCAAGCCCGCCGAGCCCGAGGAGGAAAAGGUACCAUCAUGCUUCUCAUGCUUCAAGCAUAUCUCACGUUCUCGAAAUAUGGCUCUUAAAAUCAAAGAAAUCAAUGAGAAGUUGGAGUCCAUUAACGAAGAGGCGGUCAAGUUUGGCCUCGUAGAGAAGUUUGCCAAUGAGCCCACUUUGGUUAUUGCUUCUUCGGAAACUGAUUCAUCUUAUCAUGAUCCAAUUUUUAUUGGAAGAGAUAAUGUUGCAUCGGAAAUAGUUGAGAAGCUUACCAAUAGCAUCACAACUGAUGAAAGCAGAGAUGAGACUCGGUUUGGAUCACAUAUUUGGGUGCAUGUUUCCCCAAAUUUUGAUGCAAUAACUCUUUUCAAGAAAAUUCUCAAUAACUUGACUUCUUGUCAAGUUGAAAAUGCGAGCAGGGAAGAUAUUCUUGCAAAGCUUAAAGAAGCUUUGAAAGAUAAAACUUAUCUUCUUGUACUUGAUGAUGUAUGGAAUGAAGAUCUUUCCAAAUGGCAAGAUUUUUACAAUUCCUUGUUUGGAGUUAGUUGUGUCAAGGGAAAUGCCAUUGUUGUUACAACCAGAAGUAUAAAGGUUGCUUCAAUUGUGAAUCCACUUCAUACACGUGAGUUGGAAGGUUUAUCAGAGGAGGAUUGUUGGUCGAUAAUCAAAGUUAAAACCUUUGGAGAAGAAAAUGCUUCAUCGGAAUUUGAGGCCAUUGGGAGAAAGAUAGCAAGAAGGUGUCAAGGUUUGCCAUUGGCUGCCAAUGUAGUUGGGGGAAUACUGAGCAAUCAAUCCGAGGAAGAAUGGCGUUCAAUCGAGGAGAAAUGGCUUUCAGCCGAUGAAGGAGGAGAUAAUAUCUCAAAAAUAUUGAGAUUGAGCUUUGAUAAUUUGUCUUUGCCAUCACUUAAGAAGUGCUUUGCGUACUGUGCGAUGUUUCCUAAAGGCUCCGAAAUCAUCAAACAGGAACUGAUUGAGAUGUGGAUGGCAGAAGGUUUUCUUCAAGCUGAUGGAAGGGAUGACAUGGAGUCCGUGGGCGAAAAAUUUAUCAACGUUCUUCUUCACAACUCUUUACUGCAAGUUUUAUGGAGAGAUGAUGACGGAAAUGUCAAAAGUUGUGGCAUGCACGAUCUUGUGCACGAGCUCGCUUGUUCUGUUUCAACAACUGUGGAGAGGAAUCAAGUCGUAUCCCAAAAGAAAUGGCAAAAUCUUUGCGUACAUUACUAA